Messenger RNA from Penicillium robsamsonii, 1362 nucleotides. Its product is annotated as mitochondrial 37S ribosomal protein uS4m. NCBI's taxonomy places the organism in Eukaryota, Fungi, Ascomycota, Eurotiomycetes, Eurotiales, Aspergillaceae. Gene Ontology annotation, cellular component: mitochondrial small ribosomal subunit. The record is from RefSeq and is a predicted model, not a curated record. Gene Ontology annotation, molecular function: rRNA binding; structural constituent of ribosome. The transcript has 3 exons. Gene Ontology annotation, biological process: positive regulation of translational fidelity. The coding region runs from base 1 to 1362 and encodes 453 amino acids.
AUGAGAAACAGAGCUAGCAAUACGUUGUCGAAAGGCAAAAUCCGUCAAUCAUGGAGCAAAUACAACCUGUAUAACCUGCAACGAUUCCGCAGUCCACCGACCGCCAAUCGCACAUUCUUCCAGCAAAAAUGGUCCGCUAAGGCUGCAUCCCGUGCCUAUCACGGCGAGCAAGUCCGCGAGGGACAAUGGAAACGCAUGUUCAACCAUCGCAUCCGCAGUGUUAUCCCCAUGAAUGCCGCCGACUUGGCCGCCGAUGACGGUUCCCUAGUCUCGUCCGGUCGAGGCUCAGGUCUCGAUAAGGAUGGGAAGUCCGCUUACCAAACACGUCCUACACCUUACAGCCACAUGACCUUUGCGCCCCUAGAGCGCCGUUUGGAUGUGGCCAUCUUCCGGGCUCUGUUUGCUAGCAGUGCCAGACAAGCGAGACAGUUUGUCAUCCAUGGAGCGGUUACUGUUAACGGUCAAAAGAUGAAACACCCCAGCUACCUCCUUAACCCCGGUGACCUCUUUCAGGUCGACCCAGAUCGAGUCCUGUACGCUACUGGUCAUACGAAGACUUCGUUUGAGCGACGUGAGGGCCGAUUGGCUCGGAGAAAGGCGAAAUCACAGAAGUCACAGGAAGCCGAGGAAGCCGAGGCCGCAGAGGCGGAGUCAAAGGAGACCGCAAAGGAAGAUAUCAAGGAGACUCCAAAGGAAGAUACUAAGGAGACCCUUAAGGCGCUACUGGCACAAGCCAAGUCUGUCAUGUCUGCCGGCAAGGAUACACUCGCGCCCCAGCGCAAGCAGGAGCUCCGUGGCUUCCAACAAGCUGUCCGCCGCGUAUUGUCCCGCUCUGAGUCCAGCACCAUCCUCGCAGACAGCCUGGAGGCCCAAUUCUCCCAGUUGACCCUGCUUCUCAAGGCCAAGCGGAGCGAGAAGCCAGUUAAGAAGGAUGUGAAGCCCCGUCCAGAAGACGCCUUCGCAUCCGACAACGGAGAUACAGAAGUGGUUUCCGCCAAGCGAGAUACAGAAGCCGCAGUCAGCGACAAGCUUUCCGAGGCCUUCGCACAGGCAACACUGGGUAAUGAUGUCGAUGCCUCGGAGCUCAGCGACGAAGAGUUCGACACGCUCCAGCGCGCUCUUACUCAAAUGCGCGACAACCCUCUCGACAACUCCAAGACCUACUCCACCCCCUGGCAGCCACGCCAAUACAUGUCUGCGUUUGCCUUCAUCCCGCGUUACCUCGAGGUCAACCAGAACAUUUGUGCAGCCGUGUACCUGCGCCACCCCGUGGCCCGCCCCGGUUCCGCCGAGGUGCCCACUCCCUUUGGCGAGUCCAUUGCCACUCCGGCUUAUGGCUGGUACCUGAGGAGACGGUGGUAG